GAGGUGUGAUUGCCUAUAUCAGUUCUUCCAGUUCAGCCUCUAGCCCUGCUUCUUGUCACAGCGAGGGUUCUGAGAACAGUUUCCAGUCCUCCUCUUCUGUUCCAUCUUCUCCAAAUAGCUCUAAUUCUGAUAACAACGGGAACCCCAAAAAUGGUGAUCUCUCCAGUAUUGAAGGCAUCCUGAAGAAUGAUCGCAUAGAUUGUUCAAUGAAAACAACCAAAUCCAGUGCACCUGGGAUGACAAAGAGUCAUAGUGGUGUGACAAAAUUUAGUGGCAUGGUUCUACUGUGUAAAGUCUGUGGGGAUGUGGCAUCAGGAUUCCACUAUGGAGUUCAUGCUUGUGAAGGCUGUAAGGGUUUCUUUCGGAGAAGCAUUCAGCAAAACAUCCAAUAUAAGAAGUGCCUAAAGAAUGAAAACUGUUCUAUAAUGAGAAUGAAUAGAAACAGAUGUCAGCAGUGUCGCUUCAAGAAGUGUCUGUCUGUUGGAAUGUCAAGAGAUGCUGUUCGGUUUGGUCGUAUUCCUAAGCGUGAAAAACAGAGGAUGCUAAUUGAAAUGCAAAGUGCGAUGAAGACCAUGAUGAACAGCCAGUUCAGUGGUCAUUUGCAGAAUGACACAUUAGAACAUCAUGAACAGACAGCCUUACCAGCCCAGGAACAGCUGCGACCCAAACCCCAGCUGGAACAAGAAAACAUCAAAAGCUCUUCUCCCUCUUCUGAUUUUGCAAAGGAUGAAGUGAUUGGCAUGGUGACCAGGGCGCACAAGGAUACUUUUAUGUAUAAUCAAGAGCAGCGAGAAAACUCAGCAGAGACCAUGCAGCCUCAGAGAGAACGGAUUCCCAAGAGCAUGGAGCAAUAUAAUUUAAAUCAUGACCAUUGUGGCAGUGGGCUUAGCAGCCAUUUUCCAUGUAGUGAGAGCCAGCAGCACCUCAAUGGACAGUACAAAGGGAGGAACAUAAUGCAUUACCCAAAUGGGCAUGCCAUUUGUAUUGCAAAUGGACACUGUAUGAACUUCUCCAACUCUUAUACUCAACGAGUAUGUGAUAGAGUUUCGAUAGAUGGAUUUUCUCAGAAUGAGAACAAGAAUAGUUACCUGUGCAACACUGGAGGGAGAAUGCAUCUGGUUUGUCCAAUGAGUAAGUCUCCAUAUGUGGAUCCUCAUAAAUCUGGGCAUGAGGUCUGGGAGGAAUUUUCAAUGAGCUUCACCCCAGCAGUGAAAGAAGUCGUGGAGUUUGCAAAGCGUAUUCCUGGGUUCAGAGAUCUCUCUCAGCACGACCAGGUCAACCUUUUAAAGGCUGGGACUUUUGAGGUUUUAAUGGUACGGUUUGCAUCAUUAUUUGAUGCAAAGGAGCGUACUGUCACCUUUUUAAGUGGGAAGAAAUACAGUGUUGAUGAUUUACACUCAAUGGGAGCAGGGGAUCUGCUAAACUCUAUGUUUGAAUUUAGUGAGAAGCUCAACGCCCUCCAACUUAGUGAUGAAGAGAUGAGUUUGUUUACAGCUGUUGUCCUGGUAUCUGCAGAUCGAUCUGGAAUAGAAAAUGUCAACUCUGUUGAGGCUUUGCAGGAAACUCUCAUCCGUGCACUAAGGACCUUAAUAAUGAAAAACCAUCCAAACGAGGCCUCUAUUUUUACAAAACUUCUUCUAAAGUUGCCAGAUCUUCGGUCUUUAAACAACAUGCACUCUGAGGAGCUCUUGGCCUUUAAAGUUCACCCCUAAGGCCUUUGUUUAUUUAAAUAUGAACUGACUUAUGCUAACUGUACAUUUUGUGCUAAAAUGCUUAUUUAUAUGUGUAUACCAUAUGUGGAGAUAGAAAAGACCUUUAAGACAAUACAAGAUUGUAGGCUGUCUCUGUAAUCAUGCAGUAGCUGUUUGGAUUGAGGUUUCUCCAGCCAUGGUUAGACAUUGACCGCAUUUCCCCUUUAGACCAAUCAGCUGUGUCACACUUAAACUGGAGAAGUUACACUGAAUUAUAGUCACACUGAAUGUUAGACUUUUCAUCUGCCAAAACCAAAAACCAUUUUGAUCUCCCUGUGGUAUAAAUAUAACGCACAAUCACAAGUAUAUGAGGACUUAAAAAUUAACCUUUUGUGGUAGAAAUUCUGUUGUAUGAGGAAAACUUGAUUUCACCACAAGACCAUUUGAUCUGGUAAUUGGAGACACUGAGCAGGUUAGUGAAGAGCGCUGCAUGUGUGUAGUUUGCUCGACCACUGUUAAAGUGUCUGAUCCUGGGCAGGUGGGUUGGUUGUGGAAAAUGAAAAUUGAUAGUGUUCUCAGUGCCCCACCUCACAGAUACUAAACAAUGUCUAUAAAGCAUAUUUACCUCUUGGGAGAUAGGCACUAUGUAAAUAAGGUAACAUUUUUGUUAUAGUUUUCAUAAUAAUAAUCUCUUAUUUCUAAAUAUUUCUGAGAAAUCAUUUCACAGUCCACACCAACCUAUAAUUCAGGGUUCCUACAUAUGUGUGGGGAUAUCCUCUUGGCACACACAUAUUCAAAGUUUAUGGGUACAUCAGAUACAUAGUAUGUGUAUAUAAUAUCUGUGUGAACAUAGUUAUACACAAACACAUUUCUUCACAAUAUUUUAAACUGUGAAGAACUUUAUCAUUCAAUAAACUUAAAAUAAGACGUGUCAAAGAUUCAAGUGAGGUGCAUUUUACCUGUUGAUGACAUAACCAUUGCUUUAAAUGUUUAGACAAUAGAAUAUUGAAUUUAUGCUCUAUUUUUAUUUAAGCAGCACUUAAUGUAAAAGUACAACAGGCAAGGGAGUCCAAAUUUCAAAAAAUAUGUAUUUUAGAGUUCGUCUUUGAUAGAUCUUUGGUUCAGGGUACUAGUCGUUUGAAAGUUCAUUCAGAUUUUUACCUUGUACUAAAAAAGGUUACAUUGCCCCUUAUACACAUGCUGCAGCUUGAUGAUAAAGAUUUUGAUCGUUUUUGGAGAACCAAUCAAUGUUUAAGAAAACCGUCUAAUAUGUUGGCUGUGCGUGUGCGUGUGUGCAUGUGUGCACAAGUGUGUUCCGAGUCCACUCUUCUUUUCCUAAAUAACACUACAGGGAUUUUAUCAAAUUAGAUUUAAUCUAGAAUUUGAAAAACAUCAUUUGGUGUGUGUGACCUACAGGCUUAGAAAUGGUACAGAGACAUUUCAUCCACAUUUCUAAUAUUGGGUUUUAUUAAGUAGAGAAGACCAGCCUCUGUUGAUGGCAGUGGGAGAAAUAGCCAAAAGUGAGGAUUUUUAUGUAUGUCUUUCUGUUUCCCUGGAAAAUUAAAAUUAAUUGGAAUUUUUUGGAAAAGAUUGCCUUCUGUGUAAUUUUGGGAUUAUAUAAAACUGCAAGAAUGGAAAGAGCCUGCUUUACUAUACUCAGCCUGUGACUUUCCUGAUAUGUGAGCAGAAUGCCUUAUUUUGUAUCUUGUUUAACUUGUUGCUACUGGGACUUGAAUUUCUGUGGCACUUGUUAAGUAAGUUAAAAAAAAAGAAGUUAAAUCCUCUCAUUAUUAAAGAGGAAAGGUGAUGGUGAUGUCUGUAAUACAAUAUAAACCAUAAUCGUGAUUUACCUUACAUUGGUAAGACUUUUAUGGGAUAUACAGUAUAGUUUUUGUGAAUUAUUUACAUGAUAGCAUUAUCUUUUUAUAAUUUUUUUCCUAUGAUAAAUGCAUAGUUUUCUUCUAUGGGGAAUAGAAACGGCUUUUUGAAGUAAUCCUGAAAACCUCAAAGAUCAUGUUUAUUCUUAAUUUUUGCCUUUUGCAUAAGCCUCUUUAUAUAACAUGUUAUCUUUAAAACAAUUACUGUCUUUAGGAAUGUGUAACCAGAGGUAUGUUAGUAUUGCUUAUAAAACUUUAGUUAGGUUCAAUAUAUACAUGUAUACAUCUAUAUAUAGGUAUGUAGGUUCGCAUUUUGUCUUGUAAAAUUUUAUUUGAACAAAUUCUUCCUGUAGGUAAUGGGAAACAAAAUUAAUAGUUCAUAUGCCACUUGUAGCAUCUCUAUAUUUGAAAAUAGCCCAAUAUUAAAACUUCUAAAAUUAAACCAGCAGCCUAUUAUAAGCACAUUCUUUGAUUGAGUCAUUGGGUAUAAACUUACUAAAUGUGGAGAAGACAACCAGUUUGGGAAAUUUCUGAGUUGGUGGGACACUGCUGAUUAAUUGAUAAUGUACUGUAUGAAUUAAGUGAUGCUUUAACUCUGAUUUUACAUUUUAAAGUUAAAAUGUGGGCAUUAUGUCAGCAAACUUAAGGGCAUUAUGUCAGCAAGCUAAAACAUUUUCUUUUCUGUGCUUUUAAUGUAUCUCUUUACAUGAUCUGAGAGAGGAUUCAAGCUUUUUAGAGAGAAAUAGCUGAGGGAAAGGGGAAACAUCUUCUUGAGUUGAAGCUUUUCCUUAAUGGCGAUGGUUUAAUUACAGAUAAAACUAGAAGGCAAUUUCAGUGGAUUAAGUGUAUAGCUUUUGUAUCUACAUUUCAAGAAAUUACCAUUGUUAACUUGAUAAGAAAUGAUUUAUUUUAUGUAAACAUCAUUGCAAAGCAAGGUGUAGAAGCUCAGCUAGAUUUAUUACUGUGCACGAGAGUAAAUACCUAUCUCAAUUAUUCUUUUCUUUUUCCAAUAUAAAGUUUGCUGAAUGUACAAGAAGAGUUUAUCACUUAGGAUAUAGAAUUUUUUUAGGGGUUGGGGGGAUGAGAUCUGUCAGGAAAUCACCUAUAAACAAAGAUUGUCUUGAUUUGAUUCAAAACGUAAAACUUGAAGCUAUUCUUGAACUAACGUGGAAAAAUAAAAUGGCUAUUGUUUUAAAAACGAUAGAAAUAUAUUGUCAAGAUAUGAAUUACAUUUAUUUUCUACAAACUUAAUUGAUGAGGACAUGGGUAAUAUCUUCAUGUUUCUGAAAAGUAAUCUGUACAUGGGGGGAGGGGAUAAUAAAAUUAUUUCUAACCAA
Messenger RNA from Suricata suricatta (meerkat), 4905 nucleotides. It is a transcript of the gene NR1D2, whose product is annotated as nuclear receptor subfamily 1 group D member 2. Gene Ontology annotation, biological process: cell differentiation; positive regulation of transcription by RNA polymerase II; hormone-mediated signaling pathway. The record is from RefSeq and is a predicted model, not a curated record. NCBI's taxonomy places the organism in Eukaryota, Metazoa, Chordata, Mammalia, Carnivora, Herpestidae. The transcript has 7 exons. The coding region runs from base 207 to 1712 and encodes 501 amino acids. Gene Ontology annotation, molecular function: nuclear receptor activity; RNA polymerase II cis-regulatory region sequence-specific DNA binding; zinc ion binding.